AUGAUCCUGCAGCUCUGGGCCUCCUGUUUUUUCCCACUGUUCCUGGUCAGCUUAGCUCAGCUGACUCCGAAGCAGCAACAGAUGAAGGUGGAUUGCUAUAAGGGGGUGACAGGCACCAUCUAUGAGUAUGGAGCCCUCACCCUCAAUGGUGAGGAGUAUAUCCAGUUCAAGCAGUAUGCGGGCAAGCAUGUCCUGUUUGUCAAUGUGGCCACCUAUUGAGGCUUGACAGCUCAGUAUCCAGAACUGAAUGCACUACAGGAGGAGCUGAAGCCUUUUGGUGUAGUUGUAUUGGGCUUUCCCUGCAACCAAUUUGGAAAACAAGAGCCAGCAAAGAACUCAGAGAUCCUUAUGGGGCUUAAAUAUGUACGUCCAGGUGGUGGCUUUGUUCCCAAUUUUCAGCUCUUUGAGAAAGGGGAUGUGAAUGGAGAAAAAGAACAGAAGGUCUUUACCUUCCUGAAGAACUCCUGCCCUCCAACCUCUGAUCUUUUGGGCUCAUCAAGUCAGCUCUUCUGGGAGCCCAUGAAGGUCCAUGACAUUCGCUGGAACUUUGAGAAGUUUCUAGUGGGGCCUGAUGGAGUCCCUGUCAUGCGUUGGUACCACCGGGCUUCAGUCAGCACAGUUAAAUCAGACAUGCUGGAGUACCUGAAGCAGUUCAAAAGUGAAUAGGAAGGUCCAGACACUGUCAGAAGUUGCCUCCCAUCUGAAGAACAUGUUUAAGGAUCCCAU
Molecule: messenger RNA, 726 nt
Organism: Cervus elaphus (red deer)
Lineage: Eukaryota; Metazoa; Chordata; Mammalia; Artiodactyla; Cervidae
Gene: GPX6
Product: glutathione peroxidase 6
Exons: 5
Biological process (GO): response to oxidative stress
Molecular function (GO): glutathione peroxidase activity
Source: RefSeq, a predicted model, not a curated record